Funneliformis mosseae is the source of this 1746-nucleotide messenger RNA. Lineage: Eukaryota; Fungi; Glomeromycota; Glomeromycetes; Glomerales; Glomeraceae. The record is from the annotation of a GenBank genome assembly.
AUGAAAGCACAAGAAAUAUACAGAAUGGAAGAAAUUAAUGUCGACGAUAGAAAAGAAAUCCUUUCUGUUGAACAACAAACAUUACAACCCACCUCCCCAAAAGAAGAGGAACCGGCACAUUCUUCUAACGAUGAUCGUGAAUUUGAACGCGAUCAUAAUUAUCAGCGAACGAGAGAAGAAAACACGACGCAAUUACAGGAAGAAAAACAAAACGAAAUAGCUGAUCAAAAUGAACAGUCCCUUUCGUAUGAAUCCGAUCCAAUAGAAAGAAAUAUUCAAGACUCAUUUGAACGGAAUUCCAGAUAUUCUGAAAAACAUAAGAACGGGAGCAAAAAUUACAAUCGCAAGAGAAUACGAUCCAAUAGUGAUCGUAGUGAUUCGUAUUACUCACAACCAUCAGAGGAGUUACAAAUGGGCGCAACUCCACCACCGCCAGCACCACCUCAUCCUGAUUUGGUGUCAACUCCAAACCGUCCAGCUGCCAUUGCCGAUUUAAAAACAUCCUUACAUCAUCAUAGACCCAGGACACCUAUUUAUGAACCCGAAAUUCCCCCUCCUUCUUCAUGGCAUUCAAAUAAUAGAAUGCCUCGAAAAGAUUAUUUUACUGAUGAUCGAAAAAAGAAUCGAAUGCGUUAUAGGAAUCGGGAUUUUAAUCAUGAACGAAUGCAUUUGUUUGAUAGAAUACAAAUCAAAGAUAAUAGAAACCGUGGACCAGAGAGAGAGAGAGAUUACGAAAUAAUGGAUCGAAAGGAAAGAUAUGAAAGGGAAAGGGGCUUAAGGGUAGAACGUGAACAUGAAAUACGUGAACGAGAUGUAGUACGGCCACGUGAUAAUCCGACGAGAUAUUAUGAAGAACCCCACCCGCGCUUUCGAGUUCCAUAUUAUGAGUAUGGUAGGGAAGCGGAUAGAAUACGAGCUCCUUAUUUUGAUUACCAUCGCGAACCGGAUUUUAGAGAACGAGAGUAUCCUCGUUAUCGUGAUUUUGAUUGGGACCCUUAUUAUCAUCGUGCGUCACCACCACCUCCUGGUCACUUUCAUUAUAGAGACAACUUGAAACGACCUAACGAUUAUUUUUAUCAACAAUCCAUUUAUCCUAGAAGGUCAUUAUCUCCUCGAGCUCGUUAUUCACAUAAUAGGCGUUCACUUUCACCUAAUUCUAGACGUGUAUCGAAUCCUACGUAUGAACGUCGAUAUGAACGGGAUCGUCCGCCUCGCUAUGAUUCGAUUCGUGAGAAUGAAUUUGACGCACGUAGAAAUUCCAUACAUUAUAAUGCGCCUCAUUAUAAUGAAUUACACUCUCCUGGAUUUGAUCAUUACAAUCCUCCUGCAAUACCACCAAGUCCUAUCAACUUAAAAUCUUCGUAUGAAGAUAAUGGUUUUACUGGCGUGGUUUCAACGGACGUGGAUGCGGAUAAUCAUAGCAAUAGUACUAUCGUCAGCACUACACCCAAUGCAAAUAAUAACAGUAGCACAGAUCGUACUCGUGAUCGUAUCCGCAACGAAAAAUCGAGGAAUAUGAAUUCUAAUGACGAUAAAUACCAUGAUAUCAGCACAGAUCGUAAUAGCAAUAGCGGUGAUGCGACUAAAGAACCUUAUGAACGUCAUGCUACACGUGAGAAAAAUAACAAAUAUUGGGAAAAAAAUGAAGAAAAGAGUAGAGAUUUUGAUCGUAAUAUCACAAAGAAUCGUGAAAGAGAUAACAAAGAAAGAGGUAACUUUUAUCAAACAUUAUCUUAUGACAUAUAA